GUUUGUGUGUGAACAAAAUCUUACAAUUUAAUUGUUUGUUUUUUUAUUAUUUACAAGGUGGAAUAUAUGUUGGUAAAAUUUGACCACGAGAAUAAGAAAGUGCGCUUGGUGCUCUGUGGUGAAGAAGUUCUUCAAACCCUGCAAGACAAGGGGGAGAAGGUAAACCCCAACCACCCAACACUCUGGCGACCAGAAUAUGGAAGCUAUAUGAUUGAAGGGACUCCUGGGCAGCCAUAUGGAGGAACCAUGUCCGAAUUCAACACUGUGCAAGACAACAUGAGGAAAAGACGGCAAGAGGCCGCUUCUGUGCUCAAAGAAAAUGAGGCUGUUUGCACUGUGACAUCAUUUCCAAGGUUGGGGUGUCCUGGGUUUACGGUGCCGGAAUAUAAGCCAACGCCAGUAGAAGGAGGAGCUUCAAAAUCCCUCUUUUUUCCAGAUGAAGCCAUCAAUAAACAUCCUAGAUUUAGUACACUGACCAGAAACAUUCGUCAUCGAAGAGGGGAGAAGGUUGUGAUAAACGUACCGAUAUUUAAAGAUAAGAACACGCCAUCACCAUUUAUCGAAACAUUUCCUAAUGAUGAUGGAGAAGCAGCAAAAGCAGCUAAGCCAGACUAUAUAUACAUGGAUGCUAUGGGCUUUGGAAUGGGAAACUGUUGUCUUCAGGUGACAUUCCAGGCUUGCAGCAUUUCUGAAGCAAGGUAUCUCUAUGAUCAGCUAGCCACGAUCUGUCCCAUUGUGAUGGCGCUGAGUGCUGCAUCUCCAUUCUACAGAGGCUAUGUGUCCGAUAUUGACUGUCGCUGGGGAGUAAUCUCUGCAUCUGUAGAUGAUCGAACACGAGAAGAGAGGGGGCUAGAACCACUGAAGAACAACCAUUAUAGAAUCAGUAAAUCCAGAUAUGAUUCCAUAGACAGUUAUCUAUCUGAAUGUGGUGAGAAAUACAAUGACAUUGAUUUGACAAUAGACAAAGAUAUCUACGAGCGCCUAAUAAAGGAAGGUAUUGACCACCUUUUGGCACAGCAUAUUGCACACUUGUUCAUUCGAGACCCCUUGACUUUGUUUGAGGAGAAAAUACACCUAGAUGAUGCAAAUGAAUCCGACCAUUUUGAGAAUAUUCAGUCUACAAACUGGCAGACAAUGAGGUUUAAGCCACCUCCUCCAAAUUCAGAUAUUGGAUGGAGAGUGGAAUUCAGACCUAUGGAGGUCCAGUUAACAGACUUUGAAAACUCUGCAUAUGUUGUGUUUGUGGUAUUGCUAACCAGAGUGAUUCUGUCAUAUAAACUGGAUUUUCUCAUUCCUUUGUCGAAGGUGGAUGAAAACAUGAAGGUGGCCCAGAAAAGAGAUGCUGUCCGGCAGGGAAUGUUUUACUUCAGAAAAGAUAUUUGCAAAGGUGGAAAUGCUGUUGUGGAUGGAUGUGGCUCUGCACAGAACGGGACAGGCACUGACGCAGAAGAGUACACCUUAAUGAGCAUUGAUACCAUUAUCAAUGGGAAGGAAGGAGUCUUUCCUGGCUUGAUCCCAAUUUUGAAUUCCUAUCUUGAAAACAUGGAAGUGGAUGUGGACACAAGAUGCACCAUCCUAAACUACCUGAAGCUAAUAAAAAAGAGAGCAUCUGGAGAAUUAAUGACAGUUGCUCGAUGGAUGAGGGAAUUUAUCGCACAGCAUCCAGACUACAAGCAAGAUAGCGUGAUAACUGAUGAAAUGAAUUACAGCCUUAUUUGGAAAUGCAACCAAAUCGCACAAGGCCAGGCAGAGUGUCCUGAACUGCUGGGGGUAGGAUUUAAUAAGAAACAAAGUGGAAGCAAAACUGGCUCUUUGUAACGAAUGAAUGUUUAUUAAAUAAUAGAAAGUUUAAGCCUUUUAGCAAAGCACUAGCAAAGAUGCUGUGAAUCUGGUACAGUUUCAUGGUGUGAAGUCCAAAACAGGGAUACUGCACUAUAAAAUGGGCCAAUCUGCCUAAAUAUUAGUUUAAGGCAUCCUAAAAUGGGCAUAUUCUUAUUGUUAAGGUUUAUACAAUGUACAUGUAAAUAGUAAAAUAUUUUUUAUGAUUAACAUCAAUGUAUUUUAAUAACAUUGUAUCUAAAGUUAUUGUGAAUUAGCUUGUAACUUUUUUAUGCUUAUUCUAGAAAGAAACAUCGUCCUGAACAGCUUUGUAAAUGUAAUGGUAAUUGUAUAUUAUAUGCAUUCCAGUUUCUGAAUGUUUACUGUAAUAUUUUUAACCUGGAAUGUGCUAAGUAAUCUACCUUA
Pterocles gutturalis (yellow-throated sandgrouse) is the source of this 2244-nucleotide messenger RNA. RefSeq names its product glutamate-cysteine ligase, catalytic subunit (gene GCLC). The coding region runs from base 67 to 1818 and encodes 583 amino acids. NCBI's taxonomy places the organism in Eukaryota, Metazoa, Chordata, Aves, Pterocliformes, Pteroclidae. Gene Ontology annotation, molecular function: glutamate-cysteine ligase activity. The record is from RefSeq and is a predicted model, not a curated record. The transcript is spliced from 15 exons. Gene Ontology annotation, cellular component: glutamate-cysteine ligase complex. Gene Ontology annotation, biological process: glutathione biosynthetic process.